Messenger RNA from Homarus americanus (American lobster), 990 nucleotides. Its product is annotated as protein tramtrack, beta isoform-like. Gene Ontology annotation, biological process: regulation of transcription by RNA polymerase II. The coding region runs from base 200 to 964 and encodes 254 amino acids. The record is from RefSeq and is a predicted model, not a curated record. The transcript is spliced from 6 exons. Lineage: Eukaryota; Metazoa; Arthropoda; Malacostraca; Decapoda; Nephropidae. Gene Ontology annotation, molecular function: protein binding. Gene Ontology annotation, cellular component: nucleus.
UAGAGGAUUUCGAGUCUCGGAAGCGACUUGUUUACAUGGAGGCUGAGAGGGUGUGUGACAGUGACAGCCUCUGACGGUCACACCUGGUACAAUUGGCAUCGAGUGUUGACAGGAACUGGCACGUGAAAUUUGCGUGUGAAUCCCAUAGAUAAUUAUAUACUUAUUUGUAUUUUCACUCCAGUUUUCAAGGACAGCAAAAAUGACAGAGGAAAUUUUAUCACUCAAGUGGAACAAUCAUCGUACAACGUUUCUUCAUGUCUUAUCAAAUGUUAGACUGAAGGAAUCAUAUUCUGAUGCAACAAUAACAUGUGAAGGAAAGUUCUACCCAAUUCACAAGCUGAUUGUGUCGUCCUGUAGCGACUACUUUGACAAGAUAUUUGAAGCAACUCACUGUAAACAUCCUGUCAUUAUUAUGAAGGACAUCCGAUACGAAGAUAUGGAGGCUCUCUUAAACUACAUGUACCUAGGUGAAGUUAAGGUCUUACAGAGGGAUCUACCAGGGUUACUACGAGCUGCUGAGUGUCUCAAAAUAAAAGGUCUGGCAGUACCUGAUGAAGCACCAAAGAAAGAGGAAUGUGAAGUUCCUGCUGCAGAAUGGGAUCAUGGACCACCAAGAAAACGAUCAAAAUUUGAUGAAUGUGUAGACAAUUCACAACUUCCGGAACCACUCAUUCCCCAGCCUGAAGAAACAGACUACUCAGUAUUAUAUCCCAAUCAAGAAAAUGGAGAUUCUAUAGAUAUUCAGGUACAGCCCUUUGUGGACCCUAUGAACAUUGUGAAAGAGGAAAUGAAAUAUGAAAAUGAGUCACAAGGCCAGUCAUUUGAUUCAACAGGAAUGGCACCUCUCCAACAAAUAAUACAGGAGCCGUUAAGACCAUGGAUUCAGCCUGAAAGCAGUCAAAGUAACCCAAGUUUUCCAACUGCUUUGCCAAAUUCUGUCCCUGAUCCUAAUAUGGUAAGGUAAAAAGUGGUGUUAAAAAAUUAUAUAUA